AUGGGCGGGAACCUCAAACCAGCAGCAGGUACCACAUCUGGCGCUAAAUCAAUGUGGACCGAACAUAAGUCACCUGAUGGAAGGACUUACUAUUACAAUACUGAAACAAAGCAGUCUACUUGGGAGAAACCUGAUGAUCUUAAAACACCUUCUGAGCAAUUGUUAUCUAAAUGUCCCUGGAAGGAGUACAAAUCUGACUCUGGAAAGCCUUACUAUUAUAUUUCUCAAACAAAAGAAUCCCAUUGGGCCAAACCUAAAGAACUUGAGGAUCUUGAAGGAUACCAGAAUACCACCGUUGCUGGAAGUCUUAUUACAAAAUCAAACCUGCAUGCAAUGAUCAAAGCUGAAGAAAGCAGUAAGCAAGAAGAGUCCACUACUACAUCAACAGCCCCAGUUCCUACAACAGAAAUUCAGACUACAAUGAGCACUAUGGCUGCUGCAGAAGUAGCAGCUGCAGCCAAUGCCAAUGCUUCUACUUCUACUCCUAAUACUGUCAGUGGAAGUGUACCGGUUGUUCCUGAGCCUGAAGUUACUUCCAUUGUUGCUACUAUUGUAGAUAAUGAAAAUACAGUGACUAUUUCAACUGAGGAACAAGCACAAUUACUAGUAGUUCCCUGUGUUCAAGAGCAAAGUGUUGAAGUAUCCAGUAAUACAGGAGAUGAAACAUCUAAGCAGGAAACUAUAGCUGAUUUCACUCCCAAAAAGGAAGAAGAAGAAAGUCAACCAGCAAAAAAAACAUACACUUGGAAUACAAAGGAAGAGGCAAAGCAAGCCUUUAAAGAAUUAUUGAAAGAAAAGCAAGUACCAUCUAAUGCUUCAUGGAAGCAAGCUAUGAAAAUGAUCAUUGAUCCACGAUACAGUGCUUUACCAAAGCCGAGUGAAAAAAACCAGGCCUUCAAUGCUUACAAAGUCCAGACUGAGAAAGAAGAAAAAGAGGAAGCACAAUCAAAAUACAAAGAGGCUAAAGAAUCCUUCCAGCGUUUUCUUGAAAAUCAUGAAGAAAUGACUUCUACAACCAGAUACAAAAAAGCAGAGCAAAUGUUUGGAGAGAUGGAUGUCUGGAAUGCAAUAUCGGAACGCGACUGUCUUGAAAUCUAUGAAGAUGUUUUGUUCUUUCUUUCAAAAAAAGAAAAGGAACAAGCAAAGCAGUUGUGCAAGAGAAAUUGGAAAGCCUUAAAAAAUAUCCUUGACAACAUGGCUAAUGUAACAUACUCUACUACUUGGUCUGAAGCCCAGCAGUAUCUGAUGGAUAAUCCAACUUUUGCAGAAGAUGAGGAGUUACAGAACAUGGACAAAGAAGAUGCAUUAAUUUGCUUUGAAGAACACAUUCAAGCUUUAGAAAAGGAAGAAGAAGAAGAAAAGCAGAAGAGCUUGCUGAGAGAAAGGAGACGACAGUGUAAAAAUAGGGAAUCUUUUCAGAUAUUUUUAGAUGAAUUGUAUGAACAUGGACAGCUACAUUCUAUGUCAUCUUGGAUGGAAUUAUAUCCAACGAUUAGUUCUGACAUUAGAUUCACUAAUAUGCUUGUUCAGCCUUUUUUUCAUGGAUCAACUGCACUUGAUCUUUUCAAGUUUUAUGUUGAGGAUCUUAAAGCACAUUACCAUGAUGAGAAGAAGAUAAUAAAAGACAUUCUAAAGGAUAAAGGAUUUGUAGUUGAAAUAAAUACUACUUUUGAAGACUUUAUGGCAAUAAUCAGUUCAACUAAACGGUCAACCACGUUAGAUGCUGGAAAUAUUAAACUGGCUUUCAAUAGUUUACUAGAAAAGGCAGAAACCCGUGAACGUGAAAGAGAAAAAGCGGAGGCACAGAAGAUGAAACGGAAAGAAUCUGCCUGUGAGAGUAUGUUGAAGCAAGCUGCUCCUCUAAUAGAAUUGGAAGCUGUAUGGGAAGAUAUCCGGGAGAGAUUUGUAAAAGAGCCAGCAUUUGAGGACAUAACUCUAGAAUCUGAAAGAAAACGAGUAUUUAAAGAUUUUAUGCAUGUUCUUGAACAUGAAUGUCAGCAUCAUCAUUCAAAGAACAAGAAACAUUCUAAGAAAUCUAAAAAACAUCAUAGGAAACGUUCCCGCUCUGGAUCGGGGUCAGAUUCAGAUGAUGACGAUAGCCAUUCAAAGAAAAAAAGACAGCGAUCCGAAUCCCAUUCUGCUUCAGAGCAUUCUUCUAGUGCUGAGUCUGAGAGAAGUUAUAAGAAGUCAAAAAAACAUAAGAAGAAAAGGAGACACAAAUCUGACUCUCCAGAGUCAGAUACUGAGCGAGAGAAGGACAAAAAGGACGAGGAUCGGGAAAGUGAAAAGGACAGAACUAGGCAAAGAACAGAAUCAAAACAUAAAUCACCUAAGACUGGAAAGGAUUCUGAUAAUUGGGAUACUUCUGGCAGUGAACUGAGUGAAGGAGAAUUAGAAAAGUGCAGAAGGACCCUUUUGGAGCAAUUGGAUGAUGAUCAAUAA
Messenger RNA from Orycteropus afer afer, 2442 nucleotides. Lineage: Eukaryota; Metazoa; Chordata; Mammalia; Tubulidentata; Orycteropodidae. The record is from RefSeq and is a predicted model, not a curated record.